GUGCUGCUCCUUCGCCCAUUCUCGCAAUUCCAAUUCCAAUUCCUCCUCACUCUCUGGCAGGAAUGGCGAUGUCUAUGGCCAAUGCCUCUCGCCCUUUGCUGAGUGUAGCGGGAGUUGCUGCGCGCACCUCCGGCGCCACUACUUCUUCUGCGAGAUUGAGCUUCGCGGGAGCUCUUUCCCGCGAUUGCCAAAAGCUUGUUCGCCAACCUCCUGCGCAACGCCGAGUUUUUACCCGUUUCUCUGCCCGGAACUCCUCUGACAUUGCAACUGUGCAGAAAGAGGCUGUGGUGACGAAUAAGGCACCAGCAGCUCUGGGACCCUACUCACAAGCUAUUAAAUCUGGAAACCUUGUAUUUUGCUCCGGGGUUCUGGGUUUGGUGCCUGAGACGGGAAAUUUUGUUUCGGAAGAUGUGGAAGGUCAAACAGAGCAGAUAAUGAAGAACAUGGGUGAAAUUUUGAAAGCAGCUGGUGCAAGCUAUGAGUCUGUCGUCAAAACCACCAUCAUGCUGGCGGAUCUCGCAGACUUCAAGGCGGUGAAUAAAAUAUAUGGAAAAUAUUUUCCCGGAACUGCCCCAGCACGGUCAACUUAUCAAGUUGCUGCCCUUCCUCUGAAUGCACGAAUUGAAAUAGAGUGCAUUGCCACGCUCGAAUGAGUGGUUAGGGAUUCCCUCGGCUAUUGAAGGCGCUUCGUGUCAUCCACAAUGCUCAUACACUGCAUUAGUGUCGCAAUAUGCGUAAUCCAUCGCUGCUUGUAACGUGAAGAAUGCGUACUCUACACAUUCGACACCUCCAAGUACUUGAACAGGGGUGUAGUAUUAGAUGCGAAUAGCUUUUGUGUUGAUGUGCAAGACUCUAUACACCAUGUGCGCAUAAUCAAUCAAAGCCGAAAAUGCUGAGUUGUUAUGUUAAUUGACUAUCCUGUGAUUCUAUAAUAGAUGAUUUUGUUAGUGAUGUUUCACUGUG
Physcomitrium patens is the source of this 963-nucleotide messenger RNA. Its product is annotated as reactive Intermediate Deaminase A, chloroplastic. The record is from RefSeq and is a predicted model, not a curated record. Gene Ontology annotation, cellular component: cytosol; mitochondrion. Gene Ontology annotation, molecular function: deaminase activity. NCBI's taxonomy places the organism in Eukaryota, Viridiplantae, Streptophyta, Bryopsida, Funariales, Funariaceae.